CGUCGCUGGUUCCCCAGAAACUAGGCGCACGAUCACGUGGGCCCAUCGCGCGGCGGCCGACGCGGGAAGCCGCGCGAGAGCCCGGCACCGAGUGCGUGAGUCGGCGCUGCCGCGUGCAGUGCGCGGCGCGGAGCCCGCCCCUCCCGCAUAGAGAAGCCAGCCCGCCGCCGCGGCGGCGUCUGGAGCCACAAUGGAUACUGCUAGCCAUAGCCUUGUCCUUCUGCAGCAGCUGAACAUGCAGCGAGAAUUUGGUUUUCUAUGUGAUUGCACAGUUGCUAUUGGAGAUGUUUACUUCAAAGCCCAUAGAGCAGUGCUUGCUGCUUUUUCUAACUAUUUCAAGAUGAUAUUUAUUCACCAAACAAGUGAAUGCAUAAAAAUCCAACCAACCGACAUUCAACCUGACAUAUUCAGCUAUUUGUUACAUAUUAUGUACACGGGGAAAGGGCCAAAACAGAUUGUGGAUCAUAGUCGUUUGGAGGAAGGGAUUCGAUUUCUUCAUGCCGACUACCUUUCUCACAUUGCAACUGAAAUGAAUCAAGUGUUCUCACCAGAGACUGUGCAGUCCUCAAACUUGUAUGGCAUUCAGAUUUCAACAACCCAAAAAACAACUGUGAAACAAGGGCUGGAGGUCAAGGAAACUCCUUCCAAUAACAAUGGAAACAGAGCUGCUGUCCAGGGUGACCACCCUCAGUUGCAGCUGUCUCUUGCUAUUGGGCUUGAUGAUGGCACUGCAGACCAGCAGAGAGUUCAUCCUGCUGCCCAGGCCUUGGAGGAGCACCAGAAACCCCCAGUGUCCAUCAAGCAGGAGAGAUGUGAUCCAGAAUCUGUGGUCCCCCAGAGCCACCCCUCACCCUCAUCAGAGGUAACAGGUCUCUCUUUUACAGAAAACAGUGUCAAAAUACAUUUAUGCCAUUACUGUGGGGAACGUUUUGAUUCCCGUAGUAACUUAAGACAACAUCUCCAUACCCAUGUGUCUGGAUCCCUUCCAUUUGGUGUCCCUGCUUCCAUUCUGGAAAGUAAUGAUCUUGGAGAAGUACAUCCACUUAAUGAAAAUAGCGAAGUUCUUGAAUGUCACAGGCUCAGUUCCUUUAUUGUCAAGGAGAAUGAGCAGCAGCCUGAACACUCAAAUCGUGGUACCACAGAGCCUUUGCAGAUUAGUCAAGUAUCUUUGAUCUCCAAAGAUACAGAGCCAGUAGAAUUAAACUGUAAUUUUUCUUUUUCAAGGAAAAGAAAAAUCAGUUGUACCAUCUGUGGUCAUAAAUUUCUUAGAAAGAGUCAAUUGCUGGAACACAUGUAUACACACAAAGGUAAAUCUUACAGAUAUAACCGAUGCCAAAGGUUUGGUAAUGCAUUGGCCCAGAGAUUUCAGCCAUACUGUGACAACUGGUCUGAUGUACCUGUGAAAAGUUCUCGCUUAUCACAAGAACACUUGGACUUGCCUUGUGCCUUAGAGUCAGAGCUCACACAAGAAAAUGUUGACACUAUCCUUGUUGAAUAGCAACUCCUCCUACAGAAUUUUUAUACCAAUCCUGAAAAAAAAAAAAUUCAUGUGGUAUUUUUUAUUUAUGAAUUAUUUUCCUUCUCAA
Molecule: messenger RNA, 1586 nt
Organism: Marmota flaviventris (yellow-bellied marmot)
Lineage: Eukaryota; Metazoa; Chordata; Mammalia; Rodentia; Sciuridae
Gene: Zbtb25
Product: zinc finger and BTB domain containing 25
Biological process (GO): regulation of transcription by RNA polymerase II
Cellular component (GO): nucleus
Molecular function (GO): protein binding; RNA polymerase II cis-regulatory region sequence-specific DNA binding; DNA-binding transcription factor activity, RNA polymerase II-specific
Source: RefSeq, a predicted model, not a curated record